Knipowitschia caucasica is the source of this 1137-nucleotide messenger RNA. The record is from the annotation of a GenBank genome assembly. NCBI's taxonomy places the organism in Eukaryota, Metazoa, Chordata, Actinopteri, Gobiiformes, Gobiidae.
AUGCUCGGGGCAGUCGCACGGCGGGCCUCCUCAUGUGUGGCACUGAUCCGCUGUUUGCGUCCAGUCCACGGUCCAGUCCUCGGUCCAGUCCUCCCGAGGAUCAGCGCCUGUCAUCAGCACACCGCGCCGAGACAGAGCCCCCAGAAGCGGUGGGCUCUGUCUGUCAGCCCCUACACCUGUGUGCGGGCUGAGCUGGCAUCAUGCAACCUCUCCAUCUCCCCCCUGGACCCCCACGCCUUCCCUGAGUCUGACCAAGCUUUUAUCACGGUCCAUGGGGUCAGUGCAGGACAGGAGGCUGCUCUGGACCACUGCCAUGUUCUUUAUGAUGAGGAGAGGAGAGAGCUGAGAAUCACAGGCGGAGACGGAGACAGCAACUUAUCUAUUGACCUGGAGGCUCCAGUACAAUCUAAUCUGCUCAUCAGCUGUGCGGGAAGUGGCCAUGUGCACAUCAGUAAAAUGGAAUGUGACAUCUGCAAAGUGUCCACACAAGAGGGAAACUGCACACUGCAUUCUGUCAAGAGCCAUCAUGUUGAGGUGAGGUCUUCAGGAGGAUGUGUCACUGGACUUGGUACUAUCCAUGGAAAUGUGGACAUCGUCUCAACAGGACAAAGUAGUGUGGAUGUGAAGAAGCUCCAGGGCACCACCAUGAAUGUGUCCACUGAACAUGGCUCUCUGAAGGUCAAGGCCAUAUAUGCAGAGUCCAGCAGCAUUGCCUCCUGCACUGGGACAGUACAACUGGGACAUGUGCACGGAAAUGCCACUGUGAAGAAUGAGUCAGGGGAUACUGUGAUAGAUGGUUCUAACAGUGCCAUGCAGGUGUCGUCUCACACUGGAGACAUAGACCUGUACGUAGGGGAUGGUGGCUCUGCAGAUGUCUUUAGUGACCAAGGAUCAGUGAGGUUGCGGGUCCCCUCUACGUUAAAGGCAGCGGUGGAUCUGUGUGGAGCGUCUGUGGACAUCAGCCCAGAGGUGGUGCUUCAUGGAGCAGAAACACGUGAAGCUCCAGACCAGACCAACGUCACAGGUUUUCUAAACGGAGAGUCUCACCUGGAGCAGCCUCAUCUCAAAGCUCAUACCAAAACGGGUUCUGUCAGACUGAAGGCACAAAGCUGGUUUGAGUCGCUUAAAUUAAGCUGA